Molecule: messenger RNA, 2094 nt
Organism: Penicillium crustosum
Lineage: Eukaryota; Fungi; Ascomycota; Eurotiomycetes; Eurotiales; Aspergillaceae
Product: fungal specific transcription factor domain-containing protein
Exons: 2
Coding region: 1-2094 (697 amino acids)
Biological process (GO): regulation of DNA-templated transcription
Cellular component (GO): nucleus
Molecular function (GO): transcription cis-regulatory region binding; DNA-binding transcription factor activity, RNA polymerase II-specific
Source: RefSeq, a predicted model, not a curated record
AUGGACAAUUUCGUCUCAAGUGAAGAGCCAGUUCUAGACCUCUUAUUCUCCAACCACCCUACUGAAACAACCGACUCCGCCCAAACAUUACUGCAAUUAGGAGCUCAAGGCUCUUGUGCCCCGUGCUACAGCUCGGCUGUGCCAGCUGUACAAGAUGAUGAGUCGUUAGCAAAUUUUGUCUCUCCUGUGUCCCGCAGCGGCGAACUCUCUCAAUCCAACCGCGAACCAAUCAGUAAUCCUUUGGCCUUACUGGCAGAUGCCUCCGAUGCUGCCCAAGCCUUGGAACUGAAUUCAAUAUCUGCCAACCCUUCACCGGGAACGAAUGAACCAUCUUCUGCGGCGCACUUGUCAUCCAGCCAGUCAAUCGGUCGCCAACUACUUCAUCGACCAGGUUACGUGUCACUUGGCUUAACAUUGAACAGGGAUACUCUCGAAGCAGGAAUAGAUACCCUGGUCGGUCCUUCCGAGCACCCGUACCGUUACUCGAACUAUUUCAAAUCGUCUCCACAGGUGCCUCUACGCGAUGUUGGCCCCGAUGUUGACCCAGUGGACCUUGGUUUGGUGACCAUGGAUGAGGCCUGUUAUUUGUUUCCAGUGUAUUUUGUCCGCUUGCAUCCAGUCAAUGGAAUCCUCGACCCGAUGCUUCACACGCCGGAUUUCGUGCGUUCACGAUCGGCUCUUUUGUUCACCUGGAUACUGGCUCUAACUGCGCAAUUCGAUCAUGGGUCAGCAUCAGUCGCUAAACGAUUACGCCUCCAUGGCGAAAAGCUCUCCAAACACGUUCAUACCUGUGGAUAUAAAUCGGUUGAAAUCGUUCAAGGCUACUAUAUCUCAUUACUAUCAGCCACUCCCGCAGAGACACUGGCACAGGAGCGUUCGUGGCUCUACACGGUAUACGCCUUUGGUGUAGCAGCCGAGCUGGGUCUAGACCAAGGUUCCUGUGUCAAAGAUGCACCACCUUCGAACUCGAACAAUGCUUCCUAUUCUAGAAACCAUGAUCCAGCCUCUACAUCACUCUCAGGAAGCAACUCCCCACGUUUAUUACUAGAGUACCCUUCAAAAGAUCCGACCGAAAAUCAACGCAUGACGCGAAACCGCGAGAGAACCUGGCUGAGGAUUUUACUAUGGGAGCGCGCAAGCAGUGCAGCCUGUGGUAGAAUACACACUUUCCCAGAAACAGACUUGACACAAAGCGUCGACAGCUGGUGGCUCCAUCACCUAGCGGAUCCCACAGAUAAGCACACAUGUGCGUUUAUCAUCCUACGACGCAUUCUAGCAUCAUUACAAAAUGAACUAAGACACCAAGCUCAUUUAACACACGUUGAUCCCCAUUGGGUGCGAGAAAUGGUUGAUACAAGUCUAAGACCGUGGUGUGACCGUUGGUUAACAUAUCCAAUGCCCAAUGUAAUCACAUCGCCGUCUGAAAAGCUGUCUAAUAUUUUCCUUCAUUAUGUUUAUCUCCACGGAAGGCUUUGGACCUUGUCAUUUGCCCUUCACGGUUCCAUAAGUGGGGACCAAAAUAUGGAUGCAAUCCGAGCUGAUUGCUUUGAGGCUGCCGUUAAAUCUUGCGAGCUUGCCGUACACGAUUUACAUAAUAUCGGAGAGCCAUUAUAUUGCAUGUUGGCUCCGACUUGGGCUAUGAUAUCCUAUGCCGCAGUGCUGGCUUUGAAGCUAUUCCCCGCCUUGUAUGGAUCCCGCGUCGGAAAUGACGUGGAACUUCUUGCUUUGCUCAGUCAAGUUGCCAUUCAAUUAGAGCGCGCAGGCACAACCCCAUCGCAUCGAUUUGGAAUUGCUGCAUUGCUUGGGAAGCACCUUAUGAUGAUCCUAAGGGCUAGAGCAGCGGGACUGAAAUACUCAAAUCAACUUGGCCAGACUGGAGCAGAUGCGUCCUACACCAGCAUAGGUUUUGAUGACGGGGCAAGACAAUUUAUGCCACAGCAGUCCCCCAAUUCGAAACCGUAUGAAGCUCUCAUCUCCGAUUACGAUCCGUUCUUGACUACAGCUUCAAUGUCUACUCAGGAGGAUUUAACGGGUGAGGGAUUUGCUGAAUUCUUCCGGGAAAUUUUCGGGCCUGGAUUUGGAGGUGUCUUUUGA